Arachis ipaensis is the source of this 2022-nucleotide messenger RNA. The record is from RefSeq and is a predicted model, not a curated record. NCBI's taxonomy places the organism in Eukaryota, Viridiplantae, Streptophyta, Magnoliopsida, Fabales, Fabaceae.
UCAAAUCACAUCGUUAAUACACACAGAAAUCAGAACAAAAUCUUAUAGCCAUUCUCAUUUCUUCUCUGUUCGUUCCUCCGCUGCUUCUGCUCUCGCCGUCGCCGCCUGCGCCUCUCCGGAAGGAGAUGAGACAGAUGAUUUCUAUGUCUUCACCCUAGAACACUAUUACCAACUUCUAGCUGCUAAAAAGGAAGAAAACGAUAAUAACCUAACUACCUAAGUACCUUAAAGGCUGGCGUAGAUUGUUCAAGCAUUCUGGUACUGUCAGAGAAUGGGGUCAGGUCAAUGGCAUGUUGAAAAGAGGUGCUUUAGCAGUGAAUCUCCCCAAUCAAUGGAUCUCGAAAAUGGACCUGAAACUGGGUCACUCUCCAUAGUUGUGCUUGGUGCUUCUGGUGAUCUUGCUAAGAAGAAGACAUUUCCAGCAUUAUUCCACCUUUACCGCCAGGGAUUCCUACCAGUAGAUGAAGUUUCUAUUUUUGGAUAUGCAAGAACAAUAAUCUCUAAUGAUGAAUUAAGAGAACGCCUACGUGGCUAUCUUGUUCGGGACAAAGAUGCUUCCUCUGAAGAGUUGGAGGUUGUAGCAAAGUUUUUGCAUCUGAUCAAAUAUGUAAGUGGCCCAUACGAUUCAGAGGAUGGCUUCCGUUUGUUGGAUAAAGAGAUUUUGGAGCAUGAAUCUUUGAAAACUAGUGCAAAGGGUUUAUCUCGACGGCUUUUCUAUCUCGCUCUUCCACCUUCUGUAUAUCCAUCUGUUUGCAAGAUGAUCAAGACUUGCUGCAUGAACAAAUCUGAUGGUGGAUGGACACGUGUUGUUGUUGAGAAGCCAUUUGGUAAAGACUUAGAAUCUGCAGAGCAACUCAGUACCCAGAUUGGGGCAUUGUUUGAGGAGCCUCAAAUUUACCGUAUUGAUCACUACUUGGGAAAGGAACUAGUACAGAAUAUGUUAGUACUUCGUUUUGCAAAUCGCUUGUUCUUGCCUCUUUGGAACCGUGACAACAUUGCUAAUGUGCAGAUAGUCUUCAGGGAAGAUUUUGGAACUGAAGGCCGAGGUGGAUAUUUUGACCAGUAUGGAAUUAUUCGAGAUAUAAUUCAAAACCAUCUACUUCAGGUUUUUUGCUUGAUUGCUAUGGAAAAACCUGUUUCUCUCAAGCCUGAACACAUUCGAGAUGAGAAAGUGAAGGUUCUUCAAUCAGUAGUUCCUAUUAAAGAUGAGGAAGUUGUCUUAGGACAAUAUGAUGGCUAUAGGAAUGACCCAACCGUACCUAACAAUUCAAACACACCAACUUUUGCAUCUGUUAUUCUCCGAAUAGACAAUGAAAGAUGGGAAGGUGUUCCUUUCAUAAUAAAAGCUGGGAAGGCCCUGAAUUCAAGAAAGGCAGAGAUACGAGUUCAAUUCAAGGAUGUUCCUGGUGAUAUAUUCAAGUGUCAAAAGCAGGGGAGAAAUGAGUUUGUCAUACGCCUGCAACCUGAAGAAGCUAUGUACAUGAAGCUGACGGUCAAGCAACCUGGACUCGAGAUGUCAACGGUGCAAAGUGAACUAGAUUUGUCGUAUCGACAACGAUAUCAAGGAGUAAAAAUUCCAGAGGCUUAUGAACGUCUAAUUCUUGAUACAAUUAGAGGUGAUCAGCAACAUUUUGUUCGGAGGGAUGAGUUGAAGGCAUCAUGGGAAAUCUUCACCCCACUUUUGCACCGCAUCGACAAGGGUGAGUUCAAACCAUUCUCUUACCAAGCUGGAAAACACAUGGUUAUGUAUGGUCACCUCCUUCCUUAGAAUGAUUCAAUGCAAUAAUUUUGCAAUUUCUUAUAUUUGUAAUCAAUAUGUUUGGGAAGAUUCCAUGACAUAAAAAUAUUUUCUCCUGAUGGGUUUGUGUCUCAUGAAUUUGAGUUGAACAAAUAUGUGCCGUUCAGAAGGUAUGUGUAAAGUGAUGUUUCUAAAUUCAAAAGACAAAAAUUCAUGUAGCACUGUUUGUUACACUAUCUUCUUAAGAUUUAAUUGAUGCUUAAAGGUCUGAUUUCAUAUUUUAA